AUGGAAUGGGAUCGGAGCUCCGGCGAAGGUCACCGGCACAAGAGCAGAUGUGGGUUUGAAAAUUGGGACAAAGAAAGGGAAAAGUUGAAAACUAUAUUGAAUCGUGCAACAAUGAAGGAUGGUAAAACUGUAAUUCUAACAACCUUAAACAAUGCAUGGGCGGCUCCAAACUCCGUUUUCGAUAUCUUCUUAGAAAGUUUCGAGAUUGGAAACGAUGUUAAAAAACUUUUGAACCAUUUGGUCGUCAUUGCAUUGGAUUACGAGGCUUAUUCACGAUGUUUAGUUAUACACUUUCAUUGCUAUGCUUUUAACUCGGGCCAAUGGGAGGUGGAUAAUAAUGAUUCCUCCGGCGAAGCCUAUUUCAUGACUUCGGAUUACUUGGAGAUGAUGUGGAAGCGAAUUGACUUUCUACAAAAGGUUCUUGAGUUGGGAUUCAAUUUUGUUUUCACGGAUGCAGAUAUAAUGUGGUUUCGAGACCCAUUCCCAAAAUUUCAUUCAGAUGUAGAUUUUCAUAUUGCUUGUGAUUAUUUCACGGGUGAUCCUUGGGAUCUGAGUAACCUACCUAAUGGUGGUUUCACAUAUGUUAAGUCAAAUGAACGCACCAUUGAGUUUUAUAGGUAUUGGUAUGACUCGAGGAUGACUUACCCGGGCUUGCACGAUCAAGAAGUGCUCGACAAGAUCAAGAACAAUGUAUCGUUAUUGAUGGGGGUAAAAAUAAUGUUUCUCGACACGAGAAUGUUUGGUGGAUUUUGCGAACCUAGCAAAGACUUCAACCAAGUUUGUACAAUGCAUGCAAAUUGUUGUUUUGGGUUAGACAACAAAGUUCAUGAUCUUAAGAUUUUGCUUGAUGAUUGGAGAAAUUAUUUAUUGAGGUCUCAUGAUCUUGAUGAUCCAUCUUCAAGUGAGCCUCCAUCUUGGAAUGCACCAAAAAAUUGCAGCUAUUAUUACUAUCAAAUUCAUUAA
This is a messenger RNA of Impatiens glandulifera, 963 nucleotides long. RefSeq lists its product as uncharacterized. The record is from RefSeq and is a predicted model, not a curated record. The transcript has 3 exons. The coding region runs from base 1 to 963 and encodes 320 amino acids. NCBI's taxonomy places the organism in Eukaryota, Viridiplantae, Streptophyta, Magnoliopsida, Ericales, Balsaminaceae.